Messenger RNA from Effrenium voratum, 1472 nucleotides. NCBI's taxonomy places the organism in Eukaryota, Dinophyceae, Suessiales, Symbiodiniaceae. The record is from the annotation of a GenBank genome assembly.
UGGAUCCACUGGGAUAGCUUUGAAACAAUCCCAAUGGCCUCCGCCGUUUGCGAUCCACCGUGUGCCAUGCCGCACGUCAGCACAUCAGUGGAGCAGCUGGAGCUGGUUGUAGCAUCCCCAUGGACGUACGCGCCAGGUGCGGAGCAGAUUGCGAAUUCGGAUUUGGACAUACUGAGACAAACUAACAUUAUGCUUCUAGUUCUCCCAUCUGGCUGGUGAGUCAAAAUCAAAGACCUUUUACUUCUAUGACCACGGCGUCGUCUCCCUGUUGCCGCGUUGCCGAAGGCGAAAAACUCUAUUCUCCCAUUGCUGGCCCUCCCGGUGGUUUCAGAUGCCAGCUGAGGGUGUAUCCGGCCGGAACAGGCGAGGUUCGAAACGCGAUCUCUGCUUUUGUGCGGGUACUACCCCCCGAGAAGAAUAUGCAAGGAUGGGAGUGCAAGAAUGUGCGGUGCAGCAUUCGGGUGAUGAGCAGCAUCGUGGGGAAGGAGAUUCUGAAGAUACGUACGCACACUUUCACUCCGCGGGACGGCCGCCCCGGCCGUCCCGCGGAAUAUGGCUUCCACAAGCUAGUGAGGCUUCAGGAACUGACGCGCGGGUCGGGACUGUUGGAUGGAGACUCCAAGGUCCGCGUGCGUGCUUCGGUCAGCAACCUUCCUUUUGCGAAGCCUCGCAAUGCCCUACAAAUCGACUUGUCCGCCGAGCUUCAGCCGGUCCGGAUCUUGGUGCCAGACGGGCCACCCCUCAUCUUUGACCAACGUAUCUUGGUGGCACGCUCCGAGUACUUUCAAAAGAUGUUCGCUGCGGAAUGCAAGGAAGCGUCAACUGGCGUAGUUGACCUGCGCCAGGAUGCGAACGCAAGCCACCAGUGCGUGUCCGCAAUGCUAAGCUUUCUCCUGACAAAGUGCCUCGACCCGGAUGUGGAUCUGGAGCUGGCUUUAGCGCUGCACGCCAUAGCGGACAAAUUCUGCUUGCGAGAUUUGAGGGAGGCAGCACGGUGCACGCUCAAGGACAUGCUCUCGGAAGAGAACGUGCUGCACAUUUUGCACCAGGUCCUAGAUAUUGGUGGCCAUCUGGAGAAGUUGUGCUGGCAGAUGCUGCAAGCAGAUGGCGGGCUGUUGGUCCGACAGGAGGAUCAACUGGACGCGGUGAUCCAACAGACCCCAGCUCUGGCCAAGAAGCUGAUCCUGCUUGGCAAGCGCAAGAUGCAGAAGACCAGCUGAGCGCACGUGCCACACCGGUUGGCAUCGAUUGGGUUCCGCUAGCUGUGUUGAUCUUGAUGGCUCCCAGCCAUCCCCUUAGCUUUUAGCCUUUUGGUGGUUAGUGGUACUUUCCAUUUAACCCACAGUUAAACUUUUAGCGAGGGAUCUGAGGCAGCCCAGUGAUCCCAUCCAUUUCGGCAACAAUGUGCAGCUUCUGAUUUUCGGCUUUCACUCUCAGCUCGAUACAGCCAUGGGACCACGCGUGGGUCGCAA